Molecule: messenger RNA, 3069 nt
Organism: Mugil cephalus (flathead mullet)
Lineage: Eukaryota; Metazoa; Chordata; Actinopteri; Mugiliformes; Mugilidae
Gene: nhlh2
Product: nescient helix loop helix 2
Exons: 2
Coding region: 844-1215 (123 amino acids)
Biological process (GO): regulation of transcription by RNA polymerase II
Molecular function (GO): protein dimerization activity; RNA polymerase II cis-regulatory region sequence-specific DNA binding; DNA-binding transcription factor activity, RNA polymerase II-specific
Source: RefSeq, a predicted model, not a curated record
AGGGAGGAGGUGAGUGUGUGUGAGGGAAAAGAGAGGGAGAGAUGAGGGAAGGAGGGAGGGAGGGAGGAAGAGAGGGGGCGGCGUUAGACAAUACCAUUCCUCAAAUAUAUAUUCCAUCCCCUCCGUCCACGAAGUGAGCCUUUAUUAGUGGGGAUCGCUCGGAUCUUAUCUCGCACAUGACACUCGGCGGAAGAAGGAAAAAGACGAGGGGGGAUUAUCCGUGAACUGCCUUCCGAUCCGACUGAUUCCUGACACGGGAGAGGCUUCGCUUAUCUCGCCCCUUUAUCCCCAUCUUCCACAGGCGGAUGGACCAGUAGCCCCGGCUGCACUUUCACCACUAUCUGCACAUCUCUUCUAUUGUCUCUCCAUCACACGGGAGCCUUGACUGAUCCCCGCUUAUCACCAUCAUCAUCAUUAUCCCUCCUCAUUUUUUUUUUUUUUUUUUUUUGAAACUACAAAUCAACCGACUUAAUCGUCUGCAGACUACCUCGGGUGGCUCCAGGUUGCUUUUUUUUUUUUUUUUUUUUUUUUUUGGAUCCGCAGAAACAUUUCCAUGCUUGACCCUUCCGACCCCCAUGUUGCAAGUUAGCGGCUGAAGAAGAAGAAGAAGAACAACAACAACAAAAAAACUUUAAAUCCUCAUCUCCGAGAGCCUGAAGGCGCAUCUCUUUAACAUCUGAUGGUUGUGAGGCCCGUGGAAUAUGAGUUAAUUUGGAGUUGAGGCUCCGCUCAAGAGCGUCUGUGAAGUUUAUUGCAAGAGAGAAAAAGAAAAAAAAAGGUCGACUCGCAACUCUUUGUCAAAGGUUCCUAAGGGGGACAGUCUGCCAACACCGGAGAAUAAAAAUGAUGCUGAGCCCGGACCAGGCUGAGGCGGACCUCUCCUGGACUCAGUCCGACCCGGAGUCGCUGCUCAACGGCCUGAAGUCGGCGGGCUGCACCUCGGACGAGCCGACGGAGGGCGAGGAGAGGGCUAAGUGCAAAGCCGACCAGCCUCUGAGCAGGGAGGAGAAGAGGAGGCGGCGAAGGGCCACGGCCAAGUACCGCUCGGCCCACGCCACCCGAGAGAGGAUCCGGGUGGAGGCGUUCAACGUGGCCUUCGCGGAGCUGAGGAAAUUACUCCCCACCUUGCCCCCCGACAAGAAACUCUCCAAGAUCGAGAUCCUCAGACUGGCUAUCUGCUACAUCUCCUAUCUCAAUCACGUGUUGGAUGUCUAAAGGAAAGUGGCCGGGAGUGGUUCGGGAGACUGGACUCGGUGCGCAACGCUGGGCGUCAAUUUUUUUUGUGGCAAGGUUGGCAGUCACGGUGCGUCGGUAGUGGCAUUUCUAAAUUUAUGGGUGAAAAAUAAAAAAUAAAUAAAUAAAAUAAAAAUAAAAAAUCAUCCACAGCUCUUGUGCGAGCUGCUAAACUAAUUGGCCCAGCUCGCGCUCAGCAUCCAAACAGAAUUAAAAUGACCGCUUACGAUAAAAUAAACACAUUAAUAAAUAAACCCUCCUUUACCGAAUUAAACCUCCCUGACGCUGGGACUUCGCCAUACCUUACAUUUGACUGAGUUGAACCCCCCCUCCUCCCUUUUCUCAGCGUGAGUCCAGAGUUGGUUGCGAGAGUGGCAGCGGUGCAAAGUUUGGGGAGAACUGAAGGAAAGCCCCAACCUGAAGCCCAGACCGCUCACCGAGCAACAAGCACCAAGCGCCGAGUCGUUUGAGCUGUUGGAUGCAAUAAUGAGAAUUAUUUUCCAGUAGAGGUGGCGGUGGUGGUGGUGGUGGUGGUGAGGGGAGGAUGGGCUGUACAUAAGAGCCCCGCAGGCAUUCACGUUUCCUUCCCAAAGCUCAUGUAGUGGAGGAUGGAAUAAAAAAAAGAAGUGUGUGGGGUAAGGGAUCCAGGAAGAUUUAAUUAAAGCGUCAAAAAUGACACGAAUAUUUAAACAAACUUAAACCCUCCCCUCGUUUUGACAAUUUGACUUAACAACCCCCCCUCCUCCUCCUCCUUCUCCUUCUUCUCCUGGGCAUUUUUUUUUCUCCAGCUCAAAAUGAAAAAGGAUGUAAACGAGAUAGCUGCUUUUAGACCUUAGUUUAGAUGAUGUUUUCCGUAAAGGAAGAAAAAAAAAGAAAUGCGUAAGUGCCACUUAUGACAUAUAAAAUUGUGACCUUAAUCAUUUUUUUUUCCUUAAAAAAAAGUGUAUUGAAUUAUUUAUUUAAUUGUGUUAAUAUUUAAGGCUAAUUUAUUUAUGUUGAUAUCAUAGGCUGGCGUCUUUUUUGUAUAAAUGUAUAUUGUUUGUUGCUUCUAUAUUUUAGGCUGUGAAACUGAACUUGGAAAGUGAUGGUGUUCAACUCUUUCUUCUUCUUUUUUUUUUUAAAUUUAUUUAUUUUUUCUUUUAAAAAACGGCACUUUCUGUUAAUCCAUGGCAUAAUUUAUUCGUUUGGAUGUGUGUUUCGAUGUUUGUCAUUCUCUUCGUUUUUGCUUUUAAUGUCUAUUGUCUUAUCAAUAGCAACGACAAGCACUUCAACGUGGGGUCCUCAUUGUGGUGGCCCCAUAAAAUGUUUGUUUCCCUAAACUGUUGUGUUAAGAGGUAGCUCGAUGAAUAAGAAUUGAGUUGCAAGGACAAAGAGCGAGAAAAAAAAAAGAAAAUUCAAUUUUUAAAAAAUUUGUUCCGGUGACAGAAUAAUGUCAAACAGUUCAUACCACGAAGAGUUUUUGCUGUGACCAAAAAAAAAGAAAAAAAAAAAGAAAAAAAUUAUUAUUUCGAAAAAUAGUCUGAAUUUAUUAUCUUCAGCGUGUUGAUGUUACAUUAUUUUUUUAUUUUAUUUAAUUGGGUUAUUUAUUUGUCUCUGCUUUGUAUUACGAAAAAAAAUCAAGAAGUAAUUUUAUAGUGAAAGAAGGUUAAAAAAAAUCACAUAUCCUCUAUCCAAAGAUUUUUUGUCUCUUCAGGGUUGUGUAGGCUAUACUUGUUGCUUUAUGCAGAUCUUUUGUAGUAGAAGUAAAUGUGUGACAGCUGGUUUCUAAUGGACGAACUUUUUCAUAUUUUUUCCGGUGUUAUUUUUAAUUAAAAAUGAAAUACUUGGAGAAAAAAA